AUGGCGUCAACGGGCGAUGCGUCGACCGAAGCUUCCACGAGCGAUAGGGAGUACGUCUCUCCCGGCGUCAUUGGCGCGUGCCUCACCAUCAUCCCGAACGCGCUGAUGUGGUACGGCGCCAUCAAAGGUAAAGGGAAGCUCGAGGCAUUCGUGAAGGCUGUCGUCAAGAGCCCCGUCGGCCCUGUCGGUUUGCUCGCUGUUCCGUUCUGCGGGAUGGCCAUGGAGAAGUGCUUCUACGACACGUUGGUGUCGCUGCAGGGCGUGAACCCGAACAUUCAGCCCGAUACGCGGAAGAUGGAGACCUGGCCCGCCGGCGGACACGCGCUGCCGUCCUUCUCCGUCGUGCCCGUGAAGCACAUCCGGGAGUACUUCUAG
Micromonas commoda is the source of this 375-nucleotide messenger RNA. RefSeq lists its product with no specific name. The transcript has a single exon. The record is from RefSeq and is a predicted model, not a curated record. Bases 1 to 375 code for a protein of 124 amino acids. NCBI's taxonomy places the organism in Eukaryota, Viridiplantae, Chlorophyta, Mamiellophyceae, Mamiellales, Mamiellaceae.